This is a messenger RNA of Syngnathus acus (greater pipefish), 711 nucleotides long. RefSeq names its product ribosomal protein L18 (gene rpl18). Gene Ontology annotation, molecular function: structural constituent of ribosome; RNA binding. NCBI's taxonomy places the organism in Eukaryota, Metazoa, Chordata, Actinopteri, Syngnathiformes, Syngnathidae. The coding region runs from base 86 to 652 and encodes 188 amino acids. Gene Ontology annotation, cellular component: cytosolic large ribosomal subunit; ribosome. Gene Ontology annotation, biological process: translation. The transcript is spliced from 7 exons. The record is from RefSeq and is a predicted model, not a curated record.
CAACCAAUCAGAAACGCGAUAUUUCAGUGCAGUGUUUCUCGCGAGACCUCCGCUUUUCCUUUUUCCUUUUCCCUUCGAGUCCAAGAUGGGAGUCGAUAUAAGACAUAACAAGGAUCGUAAGGUGCACAGGAAGGAGCCAAAGAGUCGGGAUAUCUACCUGAGGCUCCUGGUCAAGCUGUACAGGUUCCUGACCCGCCGCUCCAAUUCGACUUUCAACAAAGUGGUCCUGAAAAGGCUCUUCAUGAGCAGAAGUAACAGGCCUCCCCUCUCCCUUUCUCGCCUGCUCCAUAAAAUGAAGAUGGGCGGCCGUGAUAACAAGAUCGCCGUUGUCGUGGGAACGAUCACUGAUGACGUCAGGAUCCAGAAGAUUCCCAAGCUCAAGGUGUGCGCCCUGAGGGUGAGUGAAGGUGCUCGCCGCAGGAUCUUGCAGGCCGGAGGUCAAGUGAUGACUUUUGACCAGCUGGCAAUGGAAUCACCCAAAGGAAAAGGCACCGUGCUGUUGUCAGGUCCUCGCAAGGGCAGAGAGGUGUACAGGCACUUUGGUAAAGCUCCUGGAACUCCUCACAGCCACAGCAAGCCCUACAUUCGUUCCAAGGGCAGGAAGUUUGAGAGAGCUCGUGGUCGCAGAGCCAGCCGUGGCUACAAAAACUAAAGUUUCUCUUUUGUUUACCACACAUGAUUAUAAUAAAAAACUGGCUGUACAAAACAUCA